Messenger RNA from Pteropus alecto (black flying fox), 1611 nucleotides. RefSeq names its product gamma-aminobutyric acid type A receptor rho3 subunit (gene GABRR3). NCBI's taxonomy places the organism in Eukaryota, Metazoa, Chordata, Mammalia, Chiroptera, Pteropodidae. Gene Ontology annotation, cellular component: synapse; membrane; neuron projection. The coding region runs from base 1 to 1407 and encodes 468 amino acids. Gene Ontology annotation, biological process: monoatomic ion transmembrane transport; regulation of membrane potential; nervous system process. The record is from RefSeq and is a predicted model, not a curated record. Gene Ontology annotation, molecular function: neurotransmitter receptor activity; GABA-A receptor activity; extracellular ligand-gated monoatomic ion channel activity. The transcript has 9 exons.
AUGAUCCUGGCAUCCCAGUCGGUCUUCUUCACCUGCAUCUGGGUCACUUUGAUGCCAAAUGCUUUUGCUGCUGCUGAAAUCGAGAAGCUCCAGCAGCGGUGCUCCUCUUCGGUGACUCGGACCCGCAAACAAGAAACCAGAAUGAGGAAAGAUGACAGUACCAAAGUGUGGCCCCUAAAAUAUGAGCAACUUCUCCACAUAGAGGACCACGAUUUUGCAAUGAGACCUGGAUUUGGAAAGUCUCCAGUGCCGGUGGGUAUAGAUGUCCAGAUUGAAAGUAUCGACAGCAUUUCAGAGGUUAACAUGGACUUUACGAUGACUUUUUAUCUCAGGCAUUAUUGGAAAGAUGAAAGACUCUCUUUUCCUAGCACAACAAACAAAAGCAUGACCUUUGAUCAUAGAUUGAUCAAAAAGAUUUGGGUGCCCGAUGUCUUUUUUGUCCAUUCUAAAAGAUCCUUCAUCCAUGAUACGACUGUGGAGAACAUCAUGCUGCGUGUCCGCCCUGAUGGAAAUGUCCUCUUCAGUCUCAGGAUAACUGUUUCAGCCAUGUGCUUUAUGGAUUUCAGCAGGUUUCCUCUUGACACUCAAAAUUGUUCUCUUGAACUGGAAAGCUAUGCCUACAAUGAAGAGGAUCUCAUGCUAUACUGGAAACAUGGAAACAAGUCCUUAAAUACUGAUGAGCAUAUUUCCCUUUCUCAGUUCUUCAUUGAGGAGUUCAGUGCAUCCAGUGGAUUUGCCUUCUAUAGCAGCACAGGUUGGUAUAACAGGCUUUUCAUCAACUUUGUGCUAAGGAGGCAUGUUUUCUUCUUCGUGCUGCAAACCUAUUUCCCGGCUAUGUUGAUGGUGAUACUGUCAUGGGUUUCAUUUUGGAUCGACCGAAGAGCUGUUCCUGCAAGAGUUUCCCUGGGAAUCACCACGGUGCUGACCAUGUCCACGAUCAUCUCUGGCAUGAGCGCCUCCAUGCCCCAGGUGUCCUACAUCAAGGCUGUGGACGUGUACCUUUGGGUCAGCUCCCUCUUUGUGUUCCUGUCAAUCAUUGAGUAUGCAGCCGUGAACUACCUCACCACAGUGGAAGAACGGAAACAAUUCAGGAAGACAGGAAAGAUUUCUGGAAUGUACAACAUUGAUGUUGUUCAAGCUAUGGCCUUUGAUGGCUGUUACCAUGACAGCGAGACUGACCUGGACCAGACUUCCAUUUCUCUCCACUCAGAAGAGGACUCCAUUCGAGGAAGAUUCACAGGCAGCCCCAGUGCAGAUUCACCUCGGAUAAAGAGAAGGAAAUCCUUAGGAGGGCACACUGGCAGAAUCAUUCUGGAGAACAACCAUGUCAUCGACACCUAUUCAAGGAUUUUAUUUCCCAUUGUGUACAUUAUCUUUAAUUUGGUUUACUGGGGUAUAUAUGUGUGAAGAGGAAUCCCCGAUGUAUAAAACUUGUGUUGGAGUCAGCGUAUAUUCAACAACAACGACAACAAACGACUCUUGACAAAAAUUUGGACAGUACUAGAGUGAACUAAAUAUCAGCCAGUUACAUCUUCUGGUCUAAAGAAGAUGUGAAAGUUGACUGAUUUACAUCAGAGUUCAAGGUUGUAGGAGAAUUUGGCUCCAUAAAUA